AUGACGCUCUCCCCUGAUACAACAUUGGGUCUAUUAGGCACAGGCAAGAUCGGUUCUGCUGUCUUUACUGGUUUCUGUAGCCCAAAUGGCUGGCGUCCUAAACAUGUCUAUAUCUCAUCACGUACAAAAUCAAAAGCCGAGAAACUUGCAGCAACAUUUCCAGCUCGUGUGAGUCUCAUGACAACGAAUCAAGAAAUUAUCGACAAGAGUGAUGUGAUUUUUAUUGGUUUAUUACCGACUGUUGCUCGUAAGGAGCUACGAGAGCUUUCAUUUGAUAGUACUAAAAAAGUCAUUUCCAUGAUGGCUACAAUCCCAUACAAUGAACUCUUGGAACUUGUUCAAUUACCAAUGGAAAAUGUCGUUCGUUCCGUGCCAUUACCAGUUGCUGCAAAACGUACUGGUCCUGUUUUAGCUUAUCCGGAUCAUCUCUAUGCACGUGAUUUAUUGACACAAAUUGGUACACCGAUUAUGGUUACAGACGAGACAGAGAUGACGAAACUUACAGGCAUAACAGCAUUGAUUUCAUUCUUUUAUGCGACGUGUGACACGACACAGCAAUGGUGUGUCAAUAAUGGUGUUGGUGACCAAGCUUCACGUGAUUACAUUGCGUCUUUUUUCCGUGCACUAGCAACGGCUGGAGCUGAAGCUAGUGACCCGUUUGGUGAAAUGGCCGAGGAAGCAGCUACUCCAGGUGGUUUGAAUGAACAAGUGCAUUGUGCAUUGCAAAACAAUGGAGGCUACGAACUGGUGGCCGAUCAACUGGAUGCUAUCUUUAAACGCCUCAUCGAUGGUGGGUUGGGUGUAUGGCUAUCAGAAAGGAACGAUCGGCAUGAUAAAUCGGUAACAGAUGAUAAAGGGUCGAGCGCCAAAUUUCCUGCAGCAUUCGACGCGUUUUUCCAAGCUCGCGCAAUCUGUUCGACAACUUUUGCCUUCUCAGCUGCCUUUUCAUCUUGUCUCCUGAAUGUAUUCUUCUACAUACCGCUUGACCUCUUCUAG
Messenger RNA from Peronospora belbahrii, 996 nucleotides. The record is from the annotation of a GenBank genome assembly. Lineage: Eukaryota; Oomycota; Peronosporomycetes; Peronosporales; Peronosporaceae.